Messenger RNA from Hypanus sabinus (Atlantic stingray), 701 nucleotides. RefSeq names its product cystatin-2-like. The transcript is spliced from 3 exons. The record is from RefSeq and is a predicted model, not a curated record. Lineage: Eukaryota; Metazoa; Chordata; Chondrichthyes; Myliobatiformes; Dasyatidae. Bases 19 to 438 code for a protein of 139 amino acids. Gene Ontology annotation, molecular function: cysteine-type endopeptidase inhibitor activity.
ACUUAACUGCGUACGGAGAUGGACCGGGUUCUGGUGCUGGUGGUGUUGUUGGGGGCGGCGGCGGCGGCGGCGGAGGAGGAGAGGCCGCCCUUCCUGUUGGGCGGCCUCAGCCCCGUGCCCACAGAUGACCCCGAGGUGGUGAACGCGAUCCGGGUGGCGGAGGAGAACUUCAACCGCCGGUCCAACGACGUGUCUUACACCGCGGUGUACAAUGUCACAUCGGCCCAAAUACAGGUGGUGGAGGGGUUAAUGUACCACCUCAACCUGGAGCUGAGAACCACCGUCUGCCGGAAGAAUGAACCUGAUUUACGGAACUGCCCCUUUCACCAGGAUCCGCAACACGCCAAGAGAAUGACCUGUAGAUUUAAAGUCUGGUAUCGUCCGUGGGUUGGGCCCAUGGAGGUGAACGAAAGUCAGUGCACCGGGGUGCUAAAGUGACCGGACCACAGGACCCCUGGGGCGCACGCAACUCUGCUAAAGCAAUAAUACUGAUCACCAAGUCACAGCACUUUACCACAGCCCUGGCCGCCUACGUAACCGAGGGGCCAAAUGGCCCCACUCCUCUGCUGACCUUCGUCCGUUCUACGUUGGGUAGUAUUUGUUUCAGCUCGCGGGCUGACCAGUUACUACCAUAAUUGUAUUAUUAAGCUGCAAAUGUACAGUUUUUUCAAUCUUGCACAAUAAAGUUUUUAGCAUCCUGA